AUGUCUACGACAACCACCUCCACCCAGCCGGCCAGGUCCAACUUCUCGCGAUCGCUGCGCCGGCCCUCCAACACUGCGUCGACACCGGACCUGGCAUCUCUGUACUCCCAGUCGAAGCUGCUGCGCAAGACGUCGCUGGCCGCCCUGACCCCGAGCUCUCUCGCCAGCAUCCCCGAUGUCAGCGAGAGCUACGCCAUCGACUCUGUUCUGAACGAGGUCCCCGAAACCACCAGCCCCGUCGCUCCUGAGACUCCGUCCGCCAUGGAGCUGUCCGUCGGCGACGCUGUGAAUGUGCCCGGGGGCAUGGCCGGCACUGUCCGCUUUGUCGGCACCGUAGCAGGCAAGAAGGGCACUUUCGUCGGCGUCGAGCUAGAUAGCGAAUUCGCCUCCAGGGGCAAGAAUAACGGCGAUGUCGAUGGCGUAUCCUACUUCACGACCAACACCGCGGGUGCUGGCAUCUUCGUCCCCGUUGCCAAGGCCCUCCGAAGGCCUUCCAACUCGUCUCCCAAGACCCCAACGCCCAGUUCGAGUGGACUGAAGCUCCACAAGAGCAAUUCAGUCAGCCUGACGCCUCCGACAUCAGGCAUUUCGAAAUUCAGCUCCUCUGUAGGCCCCGGUGCUCGGGCACCGAGUCCACAGGGCAAGAAGCCGCGAGCUUCGCUCGCACGGCCUGACUCACCGCAGCGGCGCAUGGCCAUGUCUCCGGGCCCUCGACCGUCGAUUUCGGCACCGGCAGUGAGGGCACCUUCGAGAUUGGCAAGUCCAACGGGUAAAUUUACGCAGAGCGUGCGUGGCAUCGCCGGGCACAUGGGUGAUCCGAACAAGACGGUAGAGCGGCGGCCCAGCUUCGGGGGGCCUCGUAGUGCUUCAUCUCUGGGCCCCGAGCCGCUCUUCGACGAAGAGCCAGGGCCGAUAGCAACGCCGCCGCUACCAACGAAGAGCAACACGAGCCUGGGGUCGCUUUCGCUGCGCCCACCGUCCCGGGCUACUACUGUGAACGACGAGGAAAUUGAGCGACUACGAACCCAGCUGGAAGACCGAGAUCGGCAACUCAGAGAGCAAGCCGCCACAUUGGCGGAGAUGGAGAGUAGCCUGACUGAACUUCAGACGCUGAUAGAGCACCCCGACGGACCACCUAGACGGAGCAGCCUGGAUGACAAGGAUGCAACUCAGCUUCGACAUAUGCUCCGAGAAAAGAACGACAAGAUUGCCAUGCUCGUCGCCGAAUUUGAUGCACAUCGCGCAGAUUUCCGGAGCACCAUUGACACGCUUGAGAUGGCCAGCACAGAGACGGAACGGGUGUACGAGAGGCGUAUAGAAGAGCUGAUGGCGGACAUCCGUGAGCUGGAGUCGAGGAACCUGGACGUUGACUCUGUAGCGGCGCAGCUCAAACAACUAGAGGAGCUGGUUCAAGAGCUCGAGGAAGGACUGGAAGAUGCCCGUCGUGGUGAAGCCGAGGCCCGUGGAGAGGCCGAGUUUCUGCGAGGCGAGGUCGAGAGGACCCGGUCUGAGCUCCGACGGGAAAAGGAGAAGGUCGUUCCUCAUAACCUGGCAGCCAUGAAUGGCGACAGCUCGCUAGCCAAGGCCCUGGAACAGAAAGAGGAUGAGAUUCGGGGCCUCAAGGCCAUUAUCCACUCCCUCAGCCGAGACUCGAUACCCGGUGCCGAGGGCCAUGCUCCUAGGCAGCGCCCUGGCUCAUUGAUCGCCGAAAAGGAUGCCAUCGAGAAUAAGAUUGCCCGAGACAACCUGGAGAGGCAGGUUGCCGAGCUGCAGCAGAUGUUGAAGGAGAAGAACCACCGGGAGGAGGAGCUGCAGCACGAGAUUGAGUUUCUGCGCUCAAGCACCAUCAGCAAGAGCCGCGAGUCGGCUUCCAUCCGGCGAUCUUCGGUCAGGGACUCUCGGGACACCAUCGUCUCCAUGCGAUCCCAGCCACGGUCGCCUGAGCCGUCACACAAGCGUGUGAGCACCCUUGAUACGAUGCACGAGAGCGACACCUACUCGACCGCCACCGAGAGUAGCACUCUCUGGUGCGAGAUUUGCGAGACGGCUGGUCACGACAUCCUGACAUGCACGAACAUGUUUGGCACCGACAGUGCCAAGAACUCCAAGCCCAAGGAAAAGGCGCGGAGAGAGGUUGCCCACGAGGAUCUCAAGCCUCUGACUCCCACGGGCGACGAGAUUCACCAUCCAGCUGUCUUGACCCCCGGCCUGCCCAAGGAAGAGUCCGCCUCCGUCCCGGCCGUCAGAAUCACCCCCAACCCCAUGGAGUCAGGGCCCGUGGCCGGCAAGGAGAGCGGCGUUCUGGACCUUGAGAAGUGGUGUGCGAUCUGCGAGCGAGAUGGCCACGACAGCGUGGACUGCCCCUUUGAGGAUGCAUUUUAA
Messenger RNA from Trichoderma reesei QM6a, 2382 nucleotides. RefSeq lists its product as uncharacterized. The transcript has 3 exons. Lineage: Eukaryota; Fungi; Ascomycota; Sordariomycetes; Hypocreales; Hypocreaceae. The coding region runs from base 1 to 2382 and encodes 793 amino acids. The record is from RefSeq and is a predicted model, not a curated record.